AUGGGUCUUUUUUCUCAUCGUGCACCCCAAGAGGUGGACCCUGAGAUGUCGGAAGCCCAGCAUACCCCGACCUAUACUGAUAAGAGAGAUAGUCUUCCCCUCAUCAUCAACAUGAAUAUCAAGCCCACUUUUUUUCACUGGAUCAAACUUAGCUGGCUCGAUCUAUUAACCAUGCUCUGCCUGGGCGUGCUUGGUUUAGGAGUUUACUUUGCCCGACCAGCUCCAAGCCGAUCUUUCCCUGUCUAUUUCCAAGAUGGAGAAAUUAUCUAUCCUCAAUUUGCAUAUCCUCACCGCAAGAAUAUAAUCCCGAUUUGGCUCGCAGCUAUGCUAGCCUCUCUAAUUCCCAUCGCCCUAAUACUUAUCAUGCAAAUACGUAUUCGCUCAUUCUGGGACGCUAACAACGCUAUAAUGGGGCUCAUGUACUCUCUCAUAACUGCAGCUGUCUUCCAGGUAUUUUUGAAGUGGCUAAUCGGCGGACUGCGUCCGCAUUUUUUGACUGUGUGUCAACCGAAUAUUUCACCCAAUGCUGUCGGCUCUGGAUACCAGAUGAUUAUGUAUGAUCGAAGGAUUUGUACUGGGAAUGAUCGCGAAAUAAAUGAUGCUCUGGAGUCUUUUCCAUCCGGUCAUUCCACUGCAGCCUUUGCCGGAUUCGUAUUUUUGGCUUUGUACCUUAAUUCCAAGCUCAAAGUAUGGUCCGAUUAUCACCCUGAAAUGUGGAAAAUGGUGGCGGUUUGGGCCCCAAUUUUGGGUGCGACUCUUAUUUCUGCAUCUCUUACGGUUGAUGAGUAUCAUAAUUGGUACGAUUGCGUGGCAGGGGCCAUUGUGGGGACCCUUAUGGCAUUCUCGGCCUACCGAAUGGUUUACUCUUCGAUUUGGCAUUAUCAAACAAAUCAUAUACCCCUGAGUCGCACUGGCCCGUUUACACGCACGGCGCUAGAACUUCAGUGCACCACAUUCACUCGCAAGGCCGGCUGGGGCGUUGAUCAUACACGGCCUGGUUACAGUAACAAAGAGGAUGUCACGCGACAGAUGCCUGCUGCUUCUGAUAGCUUAUCGGUGUUAGGGAGACCAGAUAAUAGUAACCUCAUGUCGGAGAUUGGUUCGGUGUGA
Messenger RNA from Blumeria graminis f. sp. triticale, 1110 nucleotides. NCBI's taxonomy places the organism in Eukaryota, Fungi, Ascomycota, Leotiomycetes, Helotiales, Erysiphaceae. The record is from the annotation of a GenBank genome assembly.